Messenger RNA from Symbiodinium sp. CCMP2456, 2598 nucleotides. Lineage: Eukaryota; Dinophyceae; Suessiales; Symbiodiniaceae. The record is from the annotation of a GenBank genome assembly.
AUGCGCCUGGAUGGCUGCAAUGUCUUCGAGCUGCUGGACGGCGUCCUACGGGCACGCUGUAUCUCCUCCCAGGGCGUGGCUUUCAGGAAAAGCCCGACUUUGGAGGAUCGUGAGCUGAUGGUUAUGGGGCCCGUCUUGCAAGAAGUCGUGGACGUCGUGGAACGAGUGGGCACUUGGAUACGUUGCCAGAAUGGCUGGCUUCCGCUGGCGAUAGGCGGGCAGCCAGUCUUCGAGCUUUUCGCGGACUUCACCGAAAAGGAGAGGAUUCUUGGACACCUGGACAUGGUUCUUGGUUUGAUCCCCAGCAAAGUUUCCAGUCUUUCCGCAGCAUCUCUGAAGCCCGUGCGAAUUUGCAUCAGGCUCUCCGAGACUAACGCUGAGCUUGGCAGCGAUGUCUGGUAUUUCGCUUUGGGUGACGAUCGACCAGCCACCACGAAGCUCUCGGCCUGCAUCUUCCUGCAAAUAGGCACCGGAAAGACCUUUGUUCUUCCGCCCUGUGCGGUGCGGCCUGGCCGAAAGCGAUUGGCCGGUGGCAGAGGUAUUCUCCUACGUUGUCGUGCAGCCUCUGAGGCCUUCGGCUCCGGCUUUCAUGUCGAGUUGCUGCAAGCGGUGGCCGGUGUCGCCGUCUCAUGGGUCUUUGCAAGGCUGUCUCUGCACUUGGGAUCCCAGGCAUGGUUAAUGCCAGGUGCAAGGGCAGCAGGGCUCCUGGUGGGCUUCAUCUGUGCUCCAGCAGUUGCUCUAAUCCUGUUCCCAGUCCGGGAACUCCACGAAGCAUUCAUUGCGGCAGAACCGUUCUUACCACCCGGAGUACUGCGCAAGGCUUCUGCCGAGCUGUUGGUGACAACCAUGCAAUCGCAGGUGGCUCUCGGGUACGUUGGUGUCUAUGUGCUUCGACAGUCGCAGGCUCGAAAAAACGUUCUGCUGACUGUGGACAAGAGUCGAGCUGCAGGCGAGAGAACACUUUGUAGUACAUUUGUCAAACAUGCCGUUUGGUUCAUGGCCUUCGUUGCGAUCCCGUACCUGCUCCAGCGAAUCCUCGUGGAGAAUGUGAGCGACUUCACCUUCGCCCGCUUUUCCAACAUGGUGGAGACAGGUCUUCGCAUCGGAAGCUUGUUCCCAACGGUGGCCGACCCGAACGGGCCUCGCACAAGCUUGCUGUCUGCAGUGGCAUCGUCGAACCUCACAGUUGAUGCCUACGCGGGCGAGAUCGGCAGCAUUGUGCGAACUGGGCAUUCCAUCGUCGAGCGCGUGCUUUUCACGGUGCCGAAGUUGGCGCUUCUGCCUGGAAUACUUGUCAGUCAGCCGUGGCUCCUCUUGCUGGUUCUGCCUGGGAACAUGGGCCUGGACUUUGUCCGAGCAAAGGCGUUCGCGCACCUCGCAAGUCGCAUGGAAAAACUGAACCGCGAGAUCCAGGAGCUUGCGUCCAGACGCAGCAACAUGGAGCAACACGACACGGAGAGCGCAGAGAUCCUCCAGCGGGUCGGAGCUUCCUCGUUUGCUGAGGUACAAUGGCGCUUGAGGGCGAGGCAUCUCCAGGACAAGUUCUUGAGGCUGCAGGCCCUGCGACUUUUUCGGGGUUUCGUUGACACCCUCUACAUUCAGGAUUUCGUGGCUCCUGGCAUCGAGAUUGCAAUUGCAUACCUUUUGCAGUUCCAGCAAAUCACAGCAGUGGACAUUUGGGUAUACACCCGGGUUGUGGAGGAUGCGCAGAACACUUUGCUGGUCCGCUUCCGCAGGGAGGCAGCCUUGGCCACUGUGAAGACCAAUGUAGAGCGGUUGCAGGCCCUUUCCAAAAGGCUGCAGAAUCGCACGAGACUGCGAUGCAAGGUGGACCCCGGGGCCUCGGCGAUGCAGGUAAAGAACCUUAGCUACAGCCGUGGUUCUCAACUUCAGGUGAGGCUCGGAAGUGUUUCGUUGGAGGCUGGAAAGGCCUAUGCCGUUACAGGAUGCAAUGGGUGCGGCAAGAGCACACUUUUUGGGCUGCUGUCUGCAUGUGGCAAGCAUCAGCCAGAGCUCCCGGCUGGCCUCGAUCAACUGUACUUUGAGAACUCCUUUCUGGCUGGGGUGACCCUGCCAUCGGACGAAAUUGCAGAGAUUCCACAGAAGCUGUACUGUCCUUUGUUCAUUGAGCCUAUGGCCUGGAUGUUCGGGCAUCAUUCGCUCAAGGCAAUAAGAGCGGAGGAUUUAGAAAGCCUUGAAUCACAAGUUCAGCACUUUCUCGCCGAGCUCGACUUUCGUCCUUCAGCAUCUGCGGCUGACAGCCCGAUUGAUCUUCGAGCCGUCAAGGAUGACUGGUACGGAAAACUCUCCGGCGGACAGCGGUCCAAGGCGGAACUUGUCAGACAGAUCUUUCUUCAGCAACGAUGCCCCCAAAUCCUACUUAUCGAUGAGGCGCUCGGACCCCUGGACGCGCAGUCCAAAGCCUUGGUUCAGAGGAAGUUGAAGGCCUUCUGCAACCAAUCGCUGAUACUAGCCAUCCACCACCUGGACGCUCACACCCACUGCGUGGCACCAGGCGGCUUCUUCGAUGACAACCUACACUUCGGGAAAGGAGAAGCCUCUGUCGUGGGCACCUGCGAGGUGCCGAAGACUGAGUGA